UCCAUGAACCAGACACGGCCUCCAUCCGUACGUGGAGACGGGAGUCCAAAAUCCCUAAGCUGCCAAAACGGAAAAAUUGAGAAAUCCCCUGAAGUUCCUCGCGACGUUGCCGGCGAAGUCUGUCCACCGCUUCCAAGCUCAUCGCCGGCAGCCUGCUCCACCGCGUCACUGACAACAGAAGCCAGGAAAUCGCCAGCUUUGCAAGUUGGCUGGGUAUGAUCUAUUAACAAUUUGGGGGCGUCAGGUCGUGUCAGGAAAGCAUAUAGCAUGGUAAAUUACCGGACUGUCGGCAUGUAGCUUGUUCUUUGUUUUCCUCUACGAGCUGAAGUAAUGGCUAUCAAAAUUCCCAAUUGAAAUCCAAUUUAAUUGAGGUAUUGAAGGAUUCUGCGGCUCUGCUGCCCGAAAUUCAUAUUCUUCGUGGAAAGGGUUAGUCUUGGAAUGAGGAUGCAGUGUACCUUUUAUCGAAAACUAUUCACUUGUUCACCCUCUCUGACUCCCGUACAACUACCAUCUCCAAAAGAAACACAUCUUUGGUAUGUAAAACCCAAUGAAGUAAAGAGUGAGACACUGUUAAAACAAUACAUGGAAAUUCUGUCAGCAUCUGAGAAGGAAAAUGUGCUUCGUUUGCAUGGAGAUGAGCACAGGAAAACUGCUCUGCUUGCACGUGCAUUGGUUCGAACAACUGUUGCUAGAUAUCAGAUAAAUUCUCAUGUUGAUCCAAGAUCCCUGAAAUUUAGAAAGAACAUUCACGGGAAGCCUGAGGUAGAGUGGCAGCAUGGUGAUCAUUGGCAACCGCCUCCAUUGCAUUUCAAUAUCUCACACACUACUUCUCUGAUAGCCUGUGGAGUGACUGUUGAUUCUCCUAUAGGUAUUGACGUGGAAGAAAACCAGAGGACAGUAAAGAACAAUAUUUUAAAUUUAGCUCGAAGAUACUUUUCCGAACAUGAAUAUAAAGUCUUAUGUUCUAUUGGUGAUUCCCAAGUUCAGCACCAGGAAUUUAUAAAAUUAUGGACCCUGAAGGAGGCAUAUGUCAAAGCACUGGGUAUAGGGUUCUCAGGAGCUCCUUUCAAUACAUUUACUAUUCGAUUUAAGAACUCUGUUGGAGGAAGCUCUCAUCUCUCUUUGAAUUCAGAUUCCAAGGCAUCUGAAAUAGCUGUAGAUUACCUUGACAGUCCUCACAACAGUACAAGCAACUGGCAGUUUGCACUAAUUGAGUUGGAUGGUUCACAUUAUGCUGCCAUUUGCACGAGAAAAGAUUCUGCAACUGAUGGUAAAACUAGCGACUCUAUGAAGCUGACAGUAUGGAAGACGAUUCCAUUUCUUGAGGACGUAUGUGUUUCUGGAACCGAUGCAGUUGUAGAAGUGAAUGGCAUGACAAUAUGACAUAAUCCUUCAGUCUGUGUUUAAUUGAUGACAACCCUACACUGGAAGCAUACGCAUAUGGUUUCCAGCUCGUUGAAGAGCAAGAUUAUUCCAUCAGUAACCCAACAACAAAGGCUGACUGUUUCUUCAUGGGGCUUUGGCGAAGCUUGGUUGCUUAUGGUGUGGCUACUUAGUUACAGAAGUCCCAAAGUGCCUAUAUUUUUAUAGAUCUAACAAUCUACCAAGAUUUCCAAACCCAUUCUUUACCAUAUUUUAGAUGUACUGUGUUCAUUGGCCAUAUGAAACAAAUAUUUCAAUAUAAUAACACACUUUUUCAGUUAGUCCAAUAUUGAUGCUGGUAGAUGCAGAUAUGAA
This is a messenger RNA of Ipomoea triloba (trilobed morning glory), 1737 nucleotides long. RefSeq names its product 4'-phosphopantetheinyl transferase HetI-like. NCBI's taxonomy places the organism in Eukaryota, Viridiplantae, Streptophyta, Magnoliopsida, Solanales, Convolvulaceae. The transcript has 10 exons. Gene Ontology annotation, cellular component: cytosol. The record is from RefSeq and is a predicted model, not a curated record. Gene Ontology annotation, molecular function: magnesium ion binding; holo-[acyl-carrier-protein] synthase activity. The coding region runs from base 439 to 1383 and encodes 314 amino acids.